This is a messenger RNA of Strongylocentrotus purpuratus (purple sea urchin), 2919 nucleotides long. RefSeq names its product mucin-3A. Lineage: Eukaryota; Metazoa; Echinodermata; Echinoidea; Camarodonta; Strongylocentrotidae. The record is from RefSeq and is a predicted model, not a curated record. The transcript has 4 exons. Bases 62 to 2788 code for a protein of 908 amino acids.
CGAACAAAAGGGCAUAGACCUGUAAUUUCUUCAGGAAGAUUUGCAAUAAACUAUAAAAAACAUGGCUCACAUCAGUAUGAAUCUGUCGGUCCUCCUGCUGACAGUGCUUGCAGCAAUGGUGAUCGCCAAUUCCGAACCGAACAUCAAAGGUGCUCCUGAGCCUGUUACUGACAGCAUUACUGUUUCUACAACUCCUUCAACAUGCGUUCAGACCUGCAUUGCCACGUGCUCAUCUACCACAUUGGCAGCAACCACGAUGAUGACCACUGGCUCUGCAACUGCAACAGAGGGGACGACAGCGGUAGCUUCGACUCAAGCCCCCACAGAUCCUGUAACACCAACAACCUCAGAUCCUGUAACAACACAAAAUACCAUAGAUCCUGUAAACCCAACAACCUCCGAAGUAACAACUAGUGCUGCCACUCAAGCUAUCACGACUGUUCCAACCACCGAAGUAACAACUGAUGCUACCACUCAAGCUAUCACGACUGUUGCAACCACCGAAGUAACAACUGAUGCUACCACUCAAGCUAUCACGACUAUUGCAACCACCGAAGUACCAACGGAUACACCAACUGAAGCUAUCACAACUAUUGCACCUACCGAAAUAACAACUACUGCUCCCACUGAAGCUAUCACGACUGUUGUACUCAACGAAGUAACAACUAUUGCUCCCACUGAAGCUAUCACGACUGCUGUACCCACUGAAGUAACAACUGAUGCUACCACUCAAGCUAUCACGACUGUUGCAACCACCAAAGUAACAACUGAUGCUACCACUCAAGCUAUCACGACUGUUGCAACCACUGAAGUAGCAACUGAUGCUACCACUCAAGCUAUCACGACUGUUGCAACCACUGAAGUAGCAACUGAUGCUCCCACUGAAGCUAUCACGACUGUUGCAACCACCGAAGUAGCAACUGAUGCUACCACUGAAGUUAUCACGACUGUUGCAACCACUGAAGUAGCGACUGAUGCUCCCACUGAAGCUAUCACGACUGUUGCAACCACCGAAGUAGCAACUGAUGCUACCACUGAAGCUAUCACGACUGUUGCAACCACCGAAGUAGCAACUGAUGCUCCCACUGAAGCUAUCACGACUGUUGCAACCACCGAAGUAGCAACUGAUGCUCCCACUGAAGCUAUCACGACUGUAGCAACCACUGAAGUAGCAACUGAUGCUCCCACUGACGCUAUCACGACUGAUGCAACCACCGAAGUAGCAACUGAUGCUACCACUCAAGCUAUCACGACUGUUGCAACCACCGAAGUAGCAACUGAUGCUCCCACUGAAGCUAUCACGACUGUUGCAACCACCGAAGUAUCAACUGAUGCUCCCACUGAAGCUAUCACGACUGUUGCAACCACCGAAGUAGCAACUGAUGCUACAACUCAAGUUAUCACGACUGUUGUACUCAACGAAGUAACAACUAUUGCUCCCACUCAAGCUAUCACGACUGUUGCAACCACUGAAAUAGCAACUGAUGCUCCCACUGAAGCUAUCACGACUGUUGCAACCACCGAAGUAGCAACUGAUGCUACCACUCAAUCUAUCACGACUGUUGCAACCACUGAAGUAGCAACUGAUGCUCCCACUGAAGCUAUCACGACUGUUGCAACCACCGAAGUAGCAACUGAUGCUACCACUCAAGCUAUCACGACUGUUGUACUCAACGAAGUAACAACUAUUGCUCCCACUCAAGCUAUCACGACUGUUGCAACCACUGAAGUAGCAACUGAUGCUCCCACUGAAGCUAUCACGACUGUUGCAACCACUGAAGUAGCAACUGAUGCUCCCACUGAAGCUAUCACGACUGUUGCAACCACCGAAGUAGCAACUGAUGCUACCACUCAAGCUAUCACGACUGUUGCAACCACUGAAGUAGCAACUGAUGCUCCCACUGAAGCUAUCACGACUGUUGCAACCACCGAAGUAGCAACUGAUGCUACCACUCUAGCUAUCACGACUGUUGCAACCACCGAAGUAGCAACUGAUGCUCCCACUGAAGCUAUCACGACUGUUGCAACCACCGAAGUAUCAACUGAUGCUCCCACUGAAGCUAUCACGACUGUUGCAACCACCGAAGUAGCAACUGAUGCUCCCACUGAAGCUAUCACGACUGUUGCAACCACCGAAGUAGCAACUGAUGCUACCACUCAAGCUAUCACGACUGUUGUACUCAACGAAGUAACAACUAUUGCUCCCACUCAAGCUAUCACGACUGUUGCAACCACUGAAGUAGCAACUGAUGCUACCACUCAAGCUAUCACGACUGUUGCAACCACCGAAGUAGCAACUGAUGCUACCACUCAAGCUAUCACGACUGUUGCAACCACCGAAGUAGCAACUGAUGCUCCCACUGAAGCUAUCACGACUGUUGCAACCACCGAAGUAGCAACUGAUGCUCCCACUCAAGCUAUCACGACUGUUGCAACCACCGAAGUAGCAACUGAUGCUCCCACUGAAGCUAUCACGACUGUUGCACCCACCGAAGUAACAACUGAUGCUCCCACUCAAGCAACAACUAUUGCUCUCACUCAAGCCAUCACGACUGUUGCACAGGAGGUGACUACCACUUCUGUUGCGACAACCAGCGACACAACCAUUGCCCCUGCUGCUGUUAUAGAUGCUUGCGUAACCGCCUGUUCUCCCACUGAGGCCAUAGACACUUGUCGCCAAAUCUUUGACGCCCUUGAUCAGACGAUGUCAGCGUUGUUCUGCGAUGGUCUAGCCGCAGCAGCAGCAGCUGCAAUCUGCACGACUUGUACUAUCACUAACAUUGUCUAAAUGACAAAGCGUUUUCCAUUCGAAAUAAUACCUCGCUCGUGAUCCAUCGCUUUUUUUUUUUUGCUUUCUUAGUUCUUUGCCUUUUUUCGGGGAAGGGGGUGUAGAUUUUUUUCAUGAUUAAUCUUGGUUUA